Anarrhichthys ocellatus (wolf-eel) is the source of this 8661-nucleotide messenger RNA. It is a transcript of the gene iqsec1b, whose product is annotated as IQ motif and Sec7 domain ArfGEF 1b. Gene Ontology annotation, molecular function: guanyl-nucleotide exchange factor activity. The record is from RefSeq and is a predicted model, not a curated record. Lineage: Eukaryota; Metazoa; Chordata; Actinopteri; Perciformes; Anarhichadidae. The transcript has 14 exons. The coding region runs from base 1229 to 4588 and encodes 1119 amino acids. Gene Ontology annotation, biological process: actin cytoskeleton organization; regulation of ARF protein signal transduction.
ACGGCAGCGCCAUGGUUAACAUCGCCCAGAGUUGCACUUCCACAAUGGCCGGUAAGGGAAUUUCUGUCCUCAUUUGUCCUCUGAGAGACCAUCUUAACUCCUUUUAUAAUUAACUAUACUGGGCUCUACAUUCUCAGCAUCUCUCUUUGCUGCACUUUACGUGAACCGUCACCAUGUGGGAAACAUUUAGCUCCUUUUGAUUAAGCUCUGUAAUGGCCCAUAAGAGAGGCAUUCUGUUCCAGCUUAUCGUAUACUGUAAUUAGGAUUAUUUUCCUUGUUAUAUAGAGUCGUUAAGAAUUUGUUUCCUUGAGGCAUGUUUGCAGCAAAGAUCCUCAGACGUUACAGUGCAGAAUCAGAACUUUGGAUCUCUACCCAAACCUAUUAGCUGUGUUAUCUCCUUCUUUACGCUGCAUGGUUGCUUUGGUUUCGAUAACAUCCUUGGCCCACUUGAUACACGCCCGUUGUUUGGGUGAUGAUGUCAUUAUAUGGAAAUGGAUAGGGGCCGAGGCAGGGGAAUAGGAGGGGGGGGGCGGGAAUCACCCUGAACAUCAGCACCCUGAACAUCAGCACACAGAUGGGAGUGGAUGGGAGUCAAACAUUCCUUGUAAACUUUAUUUGUUUAAAGAAUAGCUCGGCGGGUCGGCUGGCCGAGCAGCUGUUGCUUGUUCUGCAUUGAAGACCGUGGUAGUGAUAGUAUCAUUUUAAGCACUCUUUUGAGGCCUUUGAUUAGCAGUUGUAAAGUAGUGAUAAUCGGACACGGUAUGUGUCAUCCAUGUGAAGCUGUAGGCUGAAAUGUGAGGACAGUUUUACCGAGGUAAAGCUCACAGCAGCCGUGCCUCCACAGCUAAUAUGGUACAUCCAGGUGGUUUCCCCAGAACUUUUCCUCACCGCAUAGAUUCUCUUGUUAUAAAUAAAGCCCAUCUGAUGAUAUCACCACCGGGGCUUGUUCAAUCUUCUGUUGUUGUGCUUCUUACUUGCUGCCCCUUCCUGUUUAAAUUAAGACCCUCCUCAUCUGUGGGGCACCAGGGCUCCCGCUGCCACACGACCCAGUUUCCUCUGGAGGAACUCCCUCCCCUCUUCCUGUGAACGCCCCUCCUCACAAGUCUCCGAAGGGAGGCCAGAGCUAAAGAGGUGUCCAAGGGUGAGGAGCUUCAUUUAAGCUCGGGGAUGGAGGCACGGAGGAAAGGGUGGUGAUGGGCCUGGAGUAUAGAGGGACUAAGUAGGCAACAUGUGGUGUCUGCAGUGUGCCUCGGACAGGUCCUUGCUGGAGCUGGAAUCAGACAGCUGUGUGGAAGGUGAUGCUGCAGGCAGCGAAGUGGGCGCCUCUGUGGACCCCAGCAGCGGAUACAGUUGUAUCCCAGUGACCCACAGCGGCGGGCUGGGCCCCGACCACCUGGACAGCCAGCUCUACGGACACAUCCUGCUGCCCGGCCACCUGCGGCCCCGCCGACCCAAGCUCCAGCACUCCCAGUCCAUCCUCCGCAAGCAGGCCGAGGAGGAGGCCAUCAAGCGCUCCCGCUCGCUGUCGGAGAGCUAUGAACUCUCGUCGGACCUGCAGGACAAGCAGGUGGAGAUGCUAGAGCGUAAAUAUGGUGGGCGUUUCAUAACCCGGCAUGCAGCCCGCACCAUCCAGACAGCCUUCCGCCAUUACCAGAUGAACAAGAACUUUGAGCGUCUAAGAAGUUCUAUGUCUGAGAACCGUAUGUCCAGACGGAUCGUCCUAUCCAAUAUGAGAAUGCAGUUUUCCUUUGAAGGACCUGAAAAAGUCCACAGCUCCUACUUCGAGGGAAAGCAGGUCUCGCUAACCGAUGACGGCACCAAAAUCGGUGCACUGGUGCAGUCGGAGCACGGUGGGGAGAUGGGCAUGCAGGCCAAGACCCCCACCACGCAGAGCGACUUCACAGACGCUAUCACAGAACUAGAAGAUGCCUUCUCCAGGCAGGUCAAAUCUCUAGCUGAGUCCAUAGAUGAUGCGCUAAACUGUCGCAGUCUGCAUGGUGACGACAACCAGUCGGAGCCAGGGAGAGGCCACCAGGACAUGGACAGGGAGGUCAGCUGCCAGGUGAAACCCUCCCACGGCGCUUCGGAACACCGCAAACUGGAUGAGAUGACGGCGUCUUACAGCGAUGUCACCCUUUACAUCGAUGAAGAAGAACUGUCACCACCACUGCCCCUGUCUCAAUCUGUGGACCGACCCUCCAGCACAGAAUCCGACUUGCGUCAGCGUUCCCUCAACUCUUCCCAGGACUACUGGUCACUGGCUCAUAAGGAUGACAAAGGAGACACGGACACCAGCUGCCGUAGUACACCAUCUUUGGAGUGCCAAGAGCAGCGUCUGCGGGUGGACCACCUACCCUUACUGACCAUUGAGCCUCCGAGCGACAGCUCGGUGGAGCUGAGUGAUCGCUCCGACCGCAGCUCCUUGAAGAGACAGAACGCCUACGACCGGAGCCUCAGUAACCAGCAGAGCAGCCCCAAACAAAUCGGCCACAGCCUGCCACCCCGAGGGCCUUCCAGAGACGAUGAUGCCACCCGCCAUCGGCCACGGCAACUGGAGGCCCACCUGGCCAUCAACGGCACCGCCAACCGGCAGAGCAAGUCAGAGUCUGAUUUCUCCGACGGUGACAACGACAGCAUCAACAGCACGUCCAACUCCAAUGACACCAUCAACUGCAGCUCCGAGUCCUCGUCCAGGGACAGCCUGAGGGAGCAGACGCUCAGCAAGCAGACUUACCACAAAGAGACUCGCAACAGCUGGGACUCGCCUGCAUUCAGUAAUGACAUCAUCCGCAAGAGGCACUACCGAAUUGGCCUCAACCUCUUCAACAAGAAACCAGAAAAAGGCAUCCAGUAUCUGAUAGAGCGAAACUUUGUUCCGGACACUCCAGUGGGUGUGGCCCACUUCCUGCUCCAGAGGAAAGGCUUGAGUAGGCAGAUGAUUGGCGAGUUCCUGGGUAACAGACAAAAACAGUUCAACCGAGAUGUCCUCGACUGUGUGGUGGACGAAAUGGACUUCUCCGCUAUGGAGCUGGACGAAGCGCUCAGGAAAUUCCAGGCACACAUCAGAGUGCAGGGUGAAGCACAGAAGGUCGAGCGGCUGAUCGAGGCCUACAGCCAACGCUACUGCAUCUGCAACCCCGGCGUGGUGCGGCAGUUCAGGAACCCCGACACCAUCUUCAUCCUGGCCUUUGCCAUCAUCCUCCUCAACACGGACAUGUACAGCCCCAACGUCAAGCCAGAGAGGAAGAUGAAGUUGGAGGACUUUGUCAAGAACCUUCGAGGAGUGGACGACGGGGAAGACAUCCCCCGAGAGAUGCUGGUGGGGAUUUAUGAGCGGAUUCGCAAGCGGGAGCUCAAGACCAACGAAGACCACGUAUCCCAGGUCCAGAAAGUGGAAAAACUCAUUGUCGGAAAAAAGCCGAUUGGCUCGUUACACCAUGGUCUGGGCUGUGUGCUUUCUUUACCCCACCGGAGACUGGUCUGUUACUGCAGACUUUUUGAAGUACCCGACCCCAACAAACCUCAGAAGUUGGGCCUUCACCAAAGGGAGAUCUUCCUCUUUAACGACCUGCUGGUGGUUACAAAAAUUUUCCAAAAGAAGAAGAACUCUGUGACGUACAGCUUCCGGCAGUCCUUCUCACUUUACGGCAUGCAAGUGCUGCUCUUUGAGAACCAGUAUUAUCCCAAUGGAGUCCGUCUGACCUCAGCCAUUCCCGGAGCUGACAUCAAAGUCCUCAUCAACUUCAAUGCACCCAAUCCUCAGGACCGUAAAAAGUUCACUGACGAUUUGCGAGAAUCUAUCGCUGAAGUCCAAGAGAUGGAGAAGUACCGGAUAGAAUCUGAGCUAGAGAAGCAGAAGGGCGUGGUGAGGCCCAGCAUGUCCCAGAAGGAAACGGGCAACGGCAACCUGAGCCGAGCGAGCCUCGACGACAGCUACGCCGUCAGCGAGGGUUUGAAGAGAAGCGCCCUCAGCAGCUCCCUACGGGACCUCUCGGACGCAGGCAAGCGUGGGAGACGCAGCAGUGCGGGAUCACUAGACAGCAAUAUUGAAGGGUCCAUCAUUAGCAGCCCUCACCUGCGCCGGAGGACCCCCUCGGGCCGAGACUGCCCGUCCCGCCACAGUGGCCAGUCCCUGCCCAACUCCUCCUCGCUGCUUGGAACUCUGUUCGGUACCCGGCGGGUGAAGUCCCCCAGCCCCACACCGCAGGCCCUGCACCCCACCCUCAUCUCCCACACCCCUCACCCCGCCAACCUGCACCACACGGCCCGGUCGGACACGGACGCGCCGGCCUCUGCGCACCCUCACCACGCCCAGUUCUGCCACGCGACCCAGAACCCCCCGCCUUACCACCACCACCACCACUACAACCCACCGGCCCACCUGCAGCACCCACCGCACCAGUACCACCCGGCGCCGUCUCACGGCCAGCAGCCGGCCUACCCGCCACACCCCCAUGCCCACGGGAGCCACCCGCCGCACCCCUCCCACCCCGCUCACGGGCCCCACCACCACGGCCCACCGCUGGCGCCCUCUCAGGCACCCAGCAGCACCAAGCCCAAACACAGCGGCAUCAGCACCGUGGUCUGAGGCGCACGGAAUGGUGGGGGGUGGGGGGGAGCUCUCUGACUGAACUCUUGAUUUUUUAAAAUCCGAGACUAACGAGACGUUUGCACUGUGCAUCCGCCGGUCUGGGGAUGUGAAGCCAGACGAGAUCCUGUGCCGCCUUUGGCAUUUUUUUGUUUCGUUUUUUGUUACGCUCGGGGCAGCGUAUUCAAUACAAACACAUCUCCUCUCCAGUCGCUCCCUUUCAUUUCAUCUCACAGGUCACGCCUGGCUGCCUCUAGAGCAGCAGACAACGACGCAAGAGCAUGCACAAAGACCACGACUACUGUUCCUCCUCAGUAACUUCAAUUGACACGAUCUAAUAUCUUGCUCGCAGGUAUUUUACAGAAGAUUUAACCUAGUGUGUGUGUGUGGGGGGGGUGGGUGGCGUGGCUGAACGGACAGAACGGUCAUCCUCAGCCGUACAGUAGCCGUACCAGUAUUUAAUGUAGCGGUAGCUCACAGUGCACUGUGAUAUCUCUGUUAGCAGCGAUAAAUGUGCCAAUUAUGGAAGCAUUUACUAAUUUAGUCACAAGAAUUGCUUUGUGUAUAUUGUGCAUAGUGUUUUGUAAAAUGAUAAUAUCAACUGUUAUUAUUAUAUUAUUACAGAACAAAACAACGUUGAUUAUAACUCUCAGUAUAUUAUACUGGCACAUAGCUGGCGUAUUUUCACUGUUAAGAACCCGAUCAGAGCUUUUAUUAGUGGGGCAGUUAGCGAGGACGGUGCUGUGAAUGGUUGCCUUUGACUUAGGAUGAGAUUGUCGAAGGCCGCUGCAGACUUUGACGUCCAACCGCGCUCGUCUUUGGUUUCGUAUUUGUCUCUCAGCCACAACGAGCCGCCGCGCAAAACAGAUUCACCUGAAUGUCCGCCAUCAUUUUAUUUUUUUAAAACAAAGGUUUUCUUGGGAGUCCAAUGAACGCUCCGGACUGGACUGCAGCCUGGUGGGGUCGUGGAGGAGGAGGAGUUUUUGUUUUUCCCGGAAGCUGACAGAGUCUGCGCAAACCGUGUAGCGGGGUCUUUAACGUCCCUCCCUGAAUGUGGAAGCUCUCAGCUGGCUGAGUAGUCCCCUCUUCGGUUUCACUGCGCGUCCCACAGAGCGGGCGCCUCGACCACAGUGGCAGAACAUCAAUAAUUAUCAUUCUGCGACGGCGCUCGGCCGCAUCGGUUCACUCACCGGGAAAGGCAGUUUUUAUAUCAAUCAUCCUUCUGACAUAUUACCGGACGGCCGUCCCGUCUGUGGCGUGUGCAGAGCGGAGGCAUAGGGGGGGGGGGGGGUGCUGGAGCAUAUUUUCUGUUGAAAAGUGACAGACACAGCACCUGUUUGUUUAGUUGAUAUCAAUGGCAGAAGUUAGUCUGAAUCUGUUUGAAGACUAAAAGAUGGAUUUUUUUUUUUUUACUGGUAUGUAUAUGUAUUUACUUUUUUUGUGUCUCAGAGCUAUUUCAAUCCGGUUGUUCCAUUUUGUUUGGUUCUAUUAGAGUUGUCCCCCCGCCCCGAACGUCCUUUGUCAUUCCUUCCCUCAUGUUUCAGUCGAGUGCAAGUAUCCACAGGGGAUUCGGAUGGACUGGACCUUCCACGCUGAUAAAGAAUGUCAAAGAAAAAUCAUUUUGCAUGUAACAAUGUCUUUCCAGGCUAUUUUCUAACUGUCGUGUAUUCCCAAACUAUAUCAAUGUUGCAGUCGACAGUUGUUAAAAACAAAAAAACAAAAAAAGAUGAAUGAUAGAAUAGUUUUGACUUCUUCGAUUACAGCUAACAGAAGUCAACUAAGUAUUUGUGUCACUCCAGAGGACAACAACAGCCGUAUCGUUUCCUGAUGCGCGCGCAGCAGUCCGCCGGAUCAUUGGCGUACAACGGGAGUCAAAGCUGUGGGAGAGGAGGUAGAGCGAUGAGGGACGUGAUCUCCAUAAUUUACCACCCAUCUCAGUCAAUGGCUCACACGUUACUGUCCACUGAUAUCCAGUAGAUAUGUCAAUACUUCUGUCGUAAGGCACCACCCUCUGAAAAAGUACCCCUCAUAAAGGGUUAGACUAAGAAACUAAUUUGAUUCAUCGAUAAAGUUAAGUAAUCUUUGAAUACGGAAGCAGAAAGUAGAUGGCCCGCAAUUUUUUUUUCUUGCUGUUAUCUCGAGAUCACCAGUUAAUUGUUUCGUAAUGUCGAGAAAACAAACUUUGUCCUAUCGAGAUAACGACUUUAUUAUCUUUUUAAAUACAGUCUUUUUAUAUUAUAUUUUUUUAUAGACAGGCUUCUCUACGGUCAGCUCGAUCCGGGUCGAUUGAAUGCAUUGACCAUUAGCGCCAGUAAAAGAGUGCACUGGGUAAAGGCUUGACUGCAGUCGGCAUUGUCCUCCUAGUCUCUGAUAAAUUCAAGUAUUAAGAGGAAGCAACCUUUUUUGUUUUGAAAGUUCAUUUUCUCGAGAACUUGUGUUCUGAAGAUAACAGCAUUGAAAAAAAUAACUGCUAGCGCAACAGCUCUCGGCUUCCGUAGUUUAAAUGCAUUAAUGGUUGAUAAAUAAUUUGCUUUACACAUCAAUAAUAUGCCAUUCAUGAGAACAAUUUUUGGGUUGCCAUGUUUUGAAAAUAUCCCCUUUGGCUGUUGUUAAUCCUCCAGCAAAUGCUAGUAAUACCUAGUUUACACUGUACGACUUUAGCCUUUCAUUUUACUCGCCGUUUUUGGAACUCCCGGACAAAAAAACUGAAGAUCCUCAAGAUCAAAGGCAAAUUGGAGUUGUCUCUGUGCUCAAUCGUUAUGUGUGAACUGUUCUGUUUAUCAACAGAUUAUUACUGAUAUAUAAAGCAUUAGUAAAGUAUUUAUACAUCAUUACUGAAGCCUUUAGUUACCACCUCUAAACCCUUUAUAAAAGGGUACCUCGUAGACAGUGUUUGCCAUGAUCCAAAAUGUACUCAGCCGGCUUUAUGUACUGUAGGCUCCCUAAAACCUAACAUUUGAGUUUGACUCUAAAUUUGUCAAAUAUACAGCAUUUAAUCCAGCGUAGUUUAGGUGUCUAUGGAGUCACAAAAGUGCCAAUACUACAUGGUCAUUACAUUUCAAAUCGGUUUUCUACCAAAAUGAAAUGGUCCCAGCACAAUGCCCACAGUUGACCGACCGAAAACUUCUGUCUUCAGACCAGAGUCUGAUUACCAGCCAGUUGUAACGGCAUAAUGGUGCAAACGGCAGCCAAGAAGAAACCUACCUUCUUCUAUUGGCGGCCCCCAGAAUUAUGUCCAAUCACAGUGUUCUCAGUCACAACCCAGCAGUUAUUUCAGGCGACUGAUCAAUCGAAAAAAAAACUGAUUCCGUGUGAGGUGUUUUGUCGCAUGCCGUUGAUGCCUACCAUUUCUUUUCUCUCUCUCUCUCAUUUUGUUUUGUUUUAAGUGUGGUUCUAUCGAGCGGUGGGCUUGUAUCGCCCCUAAACUUUCAGCAUUGAUUUCUCUGACUGAUGCUCGUUUCAUUUUUGAGAGAUUUCUGGCCCUAUAAGUGUGUCUUUUCAUUCCAAGUUGUGACAUCUUACUCCCGGCAUGCAUUUCACCUCUAUUUCCACUGUACAGUACAAAGACAUGGCGGUACACUGCUGGGUGUAAAUAGCAAAUCCAUCUGGGGGGAACAUGAAGUAAGUCGAUGAAGAGGCUCUGAAAGGGAGGUGACGUGUUACGGGUGUGUGGGUAGCAAAAACCAAUGAGAUAAACACAUGUAAAUAGCCUGUAAAUAAUGAUAAUUAUUAUUACUUCUACUGCUCGGUGUCUGCAGUUCCAUUGAAGGUGCAUUCCUGCUCCCCUCUGAUAUUUACAUAAUCAUCAACUGCUUUCUCUCUGCCUCCGACCGGGACUGAAUUAUCAUAGGGAUGUAGAGCCGGCUAUGUUACGCGGUUGACGCGGCUUCCGGCUCAUUUUCCGGAGACGCUCCUGUUCUCUCGCACUCACGGCCCAUUUUUGGGAGGUCGAAUGGAAGGGAGGAGUGCUCCUUAUUUUAUUACGCAUUCUGUUUCUAAGUAGACAACACCCUAUCGAUGUAAAACUAGUACUGUGACGAUGUUGAGAAACGCAAAAUAAAACGAUAUAUUGU